Colossoma macropomum (tambaqui) is the source of this 691-nucleotide messenger RNA. It is a transcript of the gene med9, whose product is annotated as mediator complex subunit 9. Lineage: Eukaryota; Metazoa; Chordata; Actinopteri; Characiformes; Serrasalmidae. Gene Ontology annotation, cellular component: mediator complex. The transcript has 2 exons. Gene Ontology annotation, molecular function: transcription coregulator activity. Bases 194 to 490 code for a protein of 98 amino acids. Gene Ontology annotation, biological process: regulation of transcription by RNA polymerase II. The record is from RefSeq and is a predicted model, not a curated record.
CCGUGCUCCCUACCUAGGUCAUAGAAAUAACGUCUCCCGCGAUCAAAACAAGCCGUGAUCUAUCCAACAGAGGCAUUUGGGACUCAGCCAGGUGUUCCCUGUCCACUGUCCCGGGUCAGAAGCCAAGAUUUCUUAACUCACAAAGUGCGCUAUGUAGGGAGUAGGGAGCGAAUUAAGAUCGAGCCCCGCAAACAUGGCGAGCACUGUGCCGGUGGUGGAGGAAGCAGAGGAUUUCUCCUUUUUACCUCUUAUACACGACAUUAUCAAAUGCAUGGACAAGGAGAACCAGGACGUCCACCAGGAGUUGAACAGGCUGAGGGUGCGGAUCCAGGAGGCGCGGGAGCAGAUUUUGGCCAUGCCCGGCAUCGACGCCAGUCCUGCGUUGCAGCAGCAGAGGCUGCACACGCUCAGGGAUCAGGUCCGCACCAAAAACCAGCUCCUGCACAAAUACAAGGGCCUGUGCAUGUUCGACAUCCCCAAACCUUCCUGAUCGGCCGUCUGCAGAGCGGAUUAUUUAUUGGAGGAAAGACACACCUUGCCAGCCGGUCUGGACUUUCACAUCAUUCACAUGACUGCUUAAGCUCUGACACUGUGUUUCUGUUGAUCUGUUGUCUCUUGGUCAGUAAAGAACUGACCUGGAUUUUCGUUGUAAUCUCAUAGCUCUAUCUAAUAAAUCUGUUUUAUAAGAACA